Chelmon rostratus (copperband butterflyfish) is the source of this 3756-nucleotide messenger RNA. It is a transcript of the gene arsg, whose product is annotated as arylsulfatase G. Gene Ontology annotation, molecular function: arylsulfatase activity. Lineage: Eukaryota; Metazoa; Chordata; Actinopteri; Chaetodontiformes; Chaetodontidae. Bases 260 to 1867 code for a protein of 535 amino acids. The record is from RefSeq and is a predicted model, not a curated record. The transcript is spliced from 11 exons.
UUUACACGCUGUAAGUAGCCUAGUUUGACGUCGUGUUUGUAAUUCAAUGCGUGUCGCUACAUGCAGUUCUUGUACUAACGCAAACGCGCUCGUACAGAAGGAAAUAUCUCGUAUUUGAGUCGUCUGUCUCACCUGUGUGUAGCUACUUUGGGACGGAAACGCUCUUCCUUCGCUCGGCUAUCGCUGCCGCUGGAAUCCCGCCGCUGGCGCGCGCUGCUUCAGUAAGACGGCGAACUUUACGGACACGUUUUGACCCAAAAUGGCAGAGGGUUUCGCCCAUCUCCUCCUGUCUGGUAUGCUGAUGUGUGGUCUGCUUCUCCAAACGGUGUCCCAACGUGGAGCCAAUGUUGAUAAGUCCAGUAAGAAGCCCAAUUUCAUCGUCAUACUGGCAGAUGAUAUAGGCUGGGGUGACCUGGAUGCUAACCAGCCUCAAGAGAAGACAAACAACACACCUUACCUCAACCUUAUGGCCGAGCAAGGACUUAGAUUGACAGACUUCCACUCUCCAGCCUCGACGUGCUCCCCAUCCCGUGCUGCCAUCCUGACAGGCCGCUAUGGCCUAAGAAACGGGGUGACUCAUAACUUUGCUGUGGGCUCUGUGGCCGGUCUGCCUCUGUCUGAAGUCACGCUGCCCCAGCUGCUACAGAGGGCGGGUUAUUACACCGCCAUGAUCGGGAAAUGGCAUCUAGGCCACAAUGGACCAUUCAGUCCAACUCACAGAGGUUUUGACUACUACUUAGGUAUUCCUUACAGCAACGACAUGGGCUGUACUGACGUCCCUGGGUACAAUUUGCCUCAGUGCCCUCCUUGUGAUUCAUACGGACCCCAAGUGAUCAGAUUGAAGAGGAGCGUACAUGGAGGCUGUUAUUCCAAAGUGGGCCUUCCUCUGAUUGAAAACAGCACUAUUGUGGAGCAGCCACUUGACCUGUGGACGCUGACAGAACAAUACAAAUCCGCUGCAACCAGGAUUAUACAGCAUGCAAGGGAGCGAGGACAGCCCUAUCUCCUCUACAUGGCGUUGGCUCAUAUGCAUGUUCCCCUGGCCCCUCCACUCCCUCCAGACGCCUCUGCCACCACCCGCCGCCCAGAGGACAAAGUGUAUGCUGCCAGCCUGCGAGAGAUGGACAGCCUGGUGGGGGCAGUAAAGAGUGCUUCUGACGAUAAUACUCUCAUCUGGUUCACCGGUGACAACGGUCCGUGGGAAAAGAAGUGCCAGUAUGCGGGAAGUGUAGGACCUUUCAUGGGAAAGUGGCAGAGCAGCCGAGGUGGAGGCUCAGCUAAGCAGACCACCUGGGAGGGAGGUCACAGGGUACCAACAGUGGCUUAUUGGCCCGGGAGGAUCCGUGCAAACACCACCAGCUCCGCCCUGCUCAGUGGUAUGGACAUCUUCCCAACCCUUCUGUCCCUGGCAGGGGUAACUCCCCCCUCAGACAGACAUUAUGAUGGCAUUGAUGCCACAAAUGUCCUCCUGCAUGGUGAACAGAGUGGUCAUGAGUUUCUCUUCCACCCUAACAGCGGAGCUGCAGGGACGUUUGGUGACCUGCAGACAGUUCGAACGGGGAAACACAAAGCUUUCUACAUCACAGGUGCAGCUGAGGCCUGCGGUGGUACAACGGGAAGUCCGAUGCUCCAUGACCCGCCGCUGAUAUUUGAUCUGCAGCGUGACGAGGCUGAGGAAACGCCCCUGGAGGUGGAGACACCAGAAUACCAGGCGGUAGCUGAGAGGAUUGCCCGCAGGAGGGAGGCGUUAUUAUGGGACAUUGCCACCGACAGGUCGGUGUCCACAGCAGACUACAGCACAGAUGAAUCCGCAGCGCCCUGCUGUGACCCCGGACGGCCUGUUUGCCGCUGCCGCACGCUGGGCUGAGGGCGGGGAAACGACCCGCACAGACGCUCACACAACAGGCUGAAAGAGAAGCACACAGAUGCAGGCAAACAGAUGUGGAGUCGAAUAUCUCCUUUUAGAUGUGCUCAGCUGUUUGUUUGUGGAACGUGUUGUUUGGGAGGUUCAACGUCCAGAUGCAGCAGGAGACGAGCAAACAAGCAGAGCGAGCACAGAGGUGCAGGCGGCUGAACUUUGGCCAGCUGGUACUGUGAGGUCAAUAAUUUGGGAAAAAUAGGAGUGUGAGUCAUCAUGUGAAGGUUUGAGUGUUUGCUGAACAAAAAUGUGAAAAACUUAGCUUUGUUUUUAUUUUCUUGGAUGUUUGAUGAGAUUUAACACAGGAUUUAAACAUUAAUGGCACUAUUUUAAAAUCAAAACUCCACAGUGCAGAGGCUGAAUCACUUCUCAGCUUUAAUGAGUCUCUGGCGUCCAGAAUCGAACAGCUCAAUGCAGCCUAUGCGUGUCCUAACAGCGCCACCUUUUGGCAAUCAAAUGGCAUUACCAUGUUACUUAUUACAACUGUACUAUAUAUAAAUGUUAUAUACACAUUAUACACACAGUAAAAAUCCUCAAUAUAUAUUUAUGCAUUGGUAAGUCUAUGCGUUGAUGUGUAAUACAUAAAACAUUUUGCAAAAAGAAUAUUUAAUACAUCAAAGUAAAAAUGACUAUGACUUCCAUGUUAACAUACUGUAUUCAGCAUCAUGUCGUACGUAAAGAGGUCUUCAGGAUAUUGCUGAAAUUCAAGGACCUGUCACUCUGUUGUGUACAGCUCUCCAUCGAGCCUUUCACAUUCAGCCAGUCUCAUCUACCACUGCCAUAAUUAGUAAUGACAGCUGCAUCUGCAGGUCAUAUAAUACUUACUGCACGUAUUGUGGUUUAAAUAGUGUAUCACACUUACAACAUGUUUUCCUUCUUGACGGCUCCUCUUGCCUUAGGUGUGACACCUUUAAUGCCCAUUGAUAAGCUCCACUGAGGCUUGAUUGACAAAAAUGCCCUUUAUAAUAUAUUUUCAGACGCUAAUUUUCAAAGAACUGCGACAGAAAACAAGGCGUGAUUGUAAGAGAUUUGACUAAUUUCAUCAUGUUAUUGUCUGACUACACUUGGCUUGUUAAGAAGCUGCUGAAAUAACCUGUCAGGUGAUGUCUCAGUAUCUCUCUUUGUGCAUUUGAGCAUUUUUGUGAAUCUGGCCCGCCUGCACCACCUUGGUAUAGUCAGUCUUACUUAUACUCGGCUGGACCCGACACACGCUCAUCUGGGUGCUACCAGGAUAAUAUUGUGCAACAGAAAUGUCAAUGUGUUAUCAGGGUUUCUUGCUGUACAGUCAUUAUUUAAAAAAAAGUCUGACACUGUUUGUUAAUAUGGGUGUUAACAGCAAGAUACUUUGAAUCUGUCUGAGGAAAGAGUUUAAGAUGUUCCGAAUUAUUUUAAUGAUGCGUGGACCUUCCACUCUUUUUUUGUGUUUUUUUCUUUUCUUAUUCCUUACAAAAAGUGACGCAGACCACAGAAACACCAGGAAGUAAAAUUCUGGCAAGAUUUGACCCUAGGCCAGCAGGGGUACACGCAGAAGGAAGGGUGGGGGUGCCACAACGUGUCAAACACAGGAAUACUUUUGUCCACCUUCCCUUCAUGAAACAAGUGAGUCUGAUUGCUAUGCAUGGGUUGGAUGUUUCAUGGCGGUGGAGGAAGCGGAGUUUGGUCAGUUACUCUGGUUGCCGACUGGAGGGAACUCGUUCUCGUCGUCCAGGCAGACGGGGCUCUCAGCGAACUCGUGCUCGGGGAUGACCUCACCUUUCUGAGCUCCACCAUCCUCAGAGUAACCUGGGAAGAGGAGCGAGGAGGAAAAUAAGGGUUUUGUAGUCCCUCACCACCACUAA